This is a messenger RNA of Fopius arisanus, 1871 nucleotides long. RefSeq names its product mevalonate diphosphate decarboxylase (gene Mvd). Bases 110 to 1270 code for a protein of 386 amino acids. The record is from RefSeq and is a predicted model, not a curated record. NCBI's taxonomy places the organism in Eukaryota, Metazoa, Arthropoda, Insecta, Hymenoptera, Braconidae. Gene Ontology annotation, biological process: isopentenyl diphosphate biosynthetic process, mevalonate pathway; isoprenoid biosynthetic process. Gene Ontology annotation, cellular component: cytosol. Gene Ontology annotation, molecular function: diphosphomevalonate decarboxylase activity; ATP binding. The transcript is spliced from 6 exons.
UUUUUCGGAACCGUUAUGUAUUUUAAUACGUAGGUAGAAAUUGUUGUACACGAGUUACUCGUCGGUGGCUUCGUUGAAUUUAUUGUGUGUUCAAUUGAGAAUUUUUACGAUGAGUAUUGUAACGUGCAUUGCACCUGUCAAUAUCGCUGUCAUCAAGUACUGGGGAAAACGAGAUGAACAGCUCAUUCUUCCCGUCAAUGAUUCGAUCAGUGCGUCAUUGGAUACUGAUCAGUUAUGCGCUAAGACCACCAUAAUGGCAAGUGCAGACUUCGAUGCAGAUCGAAUUUGGCUGAAUGGAAGGGAAGAAUCAAUAAACAAUCCUCGAUUGCAGAAUUGUCUACGAGAAAUUAAAAAACGCGCUCAACUAUCGCCUGAGAUGGAGAAUUGGAAGCUCCACAUAUGUUCUAAGAAUAAUUUUCCAACAGCAGCAGGCCUGGCAUCGAGUGCAGCUGGUUAUGCGUGUUUAAGUGCUGCACUUGCAAAAUUGUACAGAGUAGAAGGAGACAUAAGUUCAAUCGCUCGUUGUGGAUCUGGCUCCGCAUGCAGAAGUGUUUACGGUGGAUUUGUCCGAUGGUAUGCAGGCACUGACCCCAACGGAAAUGAUAGUAUUGCCAAGCAAAUAGUCCCUGCAUCUCACUGGCCGGAAAUGAGAAUAUUAAUUCUAGUAGUGAAUGAGGAGAGAAAAAAAACUUCGAGUGCCAUCGGCAUGAAAAACGGUGUCUUAACAUCAGAACUUCUUAAGUACAGAGCUGAACAUUGCGUUCCAAAAAGAGUAGAAGAGAUGAAUCAGGCGAUAAUGACUAAAAACUUUGAAAAAUUCGCACAGUUGAUGAUGAAGGACUCCAAUCAGAUGCAUGCGGUGUGUCUAGACACAUCGCCUCCUUGUUUUUAUCUCAACGACGUCUCUUUCGGUGUCAUUGACCUCAUUCAUGCAUACAACGAGGCAUCUAACCGUGUGAAAGUUGGAUAUACAAAUGAUGCGGGUCCAAAUACUGUCCUUUAUCUAUUAGAGAAGGACGUGCCAGAAGUAUUAGGAUUGCUAGAUUAUUAUUUUCCAUCGAAGCCCGUCGAUAAUGUGGAGUACAAAAGGGGAAAUCCACCAGCAAGUGCUCCUCUCUCAGAGGAAUUGAUUUUAAAAAUUAAUAAAGAGCAAAAUUCACCUGGUCAAAUUAAAUCCAUAAUCCACACUCACGUGGGUAAUGGUCCAACUUAUUUAAAGGAUCCCAGAGAGCAUCUUCUGGACUCGAAAGGCUUGCCUGUGGAGUUGUAAUGAUUAUAUCGUAUUUUAUACAAUUUAUACUUUAAUACUUCAAUCUCGACGUUAAAAUUGAAGAGGAUGUCGAAGGCAUGGGGUACGGAUUUUCAGUAAAUAAAACUCAUUCUAUGGUGGAGUGAUAAUCGUGUUUUACAUAAAUCAGAAACAAUUCUUUGUACCUUAACGGUUUGAAUUUAUGAUCCACAAUCAUCGAGUGGAGUGAACCAGUGGAGCUGUGGCCUGAGGAAGAUAUUCUAUAAAUAACUCCGACUCAUCCACGUACAAGGAAGAAAUCGAUAGAAAAAUAAUUUCCGCAUCAUUCCUAUUCAUGGAUUGACUCUAAUUCAUCAUUUCGAUUCUUUUCCAAGUGAAUUUCAAAGAAUUGGGGUUGAAUACAAGAUAAUAUCAGUAAAUACUAAAACAUUGAAAGCAAAAAUUGCAUAUAAAAAACCAAUUCAAGCGCGCACAAUUGUUCUACAGUUGAUAGCCAUGAAUUAUUCCAAAGUUAAUAUGUACAUUGAAGAUACAGGUGUAAAUUACAUAGCAAUGAUUCAAGAUUAUAUGUACAAAAUUGUAUGUGGAUAUCAAGAUAUAAAACAUGCAGCUGUUUUGAGAA